CGGGCGGUGGGCAGGCUGGGAGUGGCUCCGACGCCUUCCUCCUCCUCCUCCUCCGCCGCUGCCUGACGUCAGCCCGCGGUCCCGCUCAGUCGCGGGCGGCGAGGAUGGCUGGGGGGCGGCGGGCGGCGGCGCUCGCCCUGCGCUGGGGCUGCUGCUGCCUCCUGCUCUGCUGCGCAGCGGCCGGCAAGCUGGAGGUCUCCAUGCCGGCGGUGGUCGAAGUGGCGUACGGGGACACAGCCAGGAUCGAGUGCAACUUCUCCAUCCCCGGAAACGGAUCCUACGCCUACAUCAACUGGUUCUACAUCGACCGCCACAGCCGGGUGAAGCUGUGCUCCGUGGUGGGCGGCGAGCUGCUGGAGGAGAGCGCCGACUACAAGGGGCGGCUGUCGGUGGGCAACGACAACGCCCUCUCCGUCGCCCGCGUGGCCGUGCAGGACGCCAGGACCCUCGUGUGCCAGGUCGGGGCCGGCGGCCACGGCGCCGGCGAGAACCGCACCGAGCUCCGCGUCUACAAAAUCCCCGAGGCCCCUGAGAUCGUGGCCAGCAGAGGCGGCAUCUCCGUGCAGAGCAGAGACAUCCCGCAGGUCGCCUCGUGCGUGAGCAGGAACAGCUUCCCGCCCCCCAACAUCACCUGGCACAAGAACGGGGAGCAGCUGCAGGCCGAGGAGAACAAGGUUAAAAUCCCGGAGAUAGUGACCCGCGAGUCCAGCUGGCUGUACACGGUGAGCAGCAGCCUCUUCGCCUACGUCACCCGCGAGGACCGCGACUCCCUCUACCACUGCACGGUGCACUACUGGCUCCGGGGGCAGAGGCACGCCGUGGAGUCGCAGCGCGUCAAAGUCACCGUCUUCUACCCCGCGCAGCACGUGACGCUGCGGGUCUUGCCGUCCCCGGCGCUGGUGAAGGAGGGGGACGACGUGAGGCUGGUCUGCGAGGCUGACGGGAACCCAGCGCCCGUCUUCAGCUUCUACAAGAGAGAGCUGGAGGACAGCUGGCAGGACGUGACAUCACUAGCAGACACCAGCACUGGGGUGCUGAACCUGCAGGAUGUGAAGAAGAGCAGCAGUGGUCUGUACAGGUGCCAGACCCUUGACCUGGAUGAUAUGAGACAGCUGGAGAAAGAUGUAGAGCUUGUUGUGAACUAUAUCGAAGGGGUCAGUGUCAAGAUGGAUCCAUCCUCACCCCUUAGGGAAGGAGACAGCGUGAGGCUGAGCUGCAAUGCUGACAGCCCCGUGGACCUGGACUUCCAGUGGAGGGAUGCGAAGGGCAGGAAGGUUGCAGAAGGGAAACAGCUUCUCCUGAGCAAUCUUACCUUCGAAACCUCCAGCAACUUCAGCUGCAAGGUGACUGCGCACAGUGUGCCGGGGCUGGAGAAGAGCAAGCAGGUGGCUGUGGCUGUCCAGGGGAAGCCGCGGAUCGUGUCCAUCAGCUCGCCGCUCUACGUGCGGCAGGACGAGGUGGUGAACCUGACCUGCAAGGCCAUCGCUUUCCCCCGGCCCUCCGUGCAGUGGAAUAUCAAUGGGACGGCUCACGAGUACAUGGAGAACCAGCACAUCGCCAGCAACCUGACAGUGCGUGUGGACCAUGACCUGCUGCGAGCAGGAGCCAUGUGCAGGGUCACCAAUGCACUGGGCACCAGUGAGAAGCACAUCCAGCUGCUCGAUCACAAGACGCCGGAGAGCAAAGGCGUGAUCAUCGUGGCCAUCAUCGUCUGCAUCCUCGUGGUGGCGGUGCUGGGGUCUGUCAUCUACUUCUUGCACAAGAAAGGCAAGAUCCCGUGUGGCCGCGCUGGCAAACAGGACAUCACAAAGCCAGAGGCGCGUAAAGACAAGAUUGUAGUUGAAGUUAAGUCAGAUAAACUUUCCGAAGAGGCGGGGCUCCUGCAGGGCGCCAACGGCGAGAAGAGGCCUGCCGCUGACCAGAGCGAGAAAUACAUCGAUCUGAGAAACUAGAGAGAAGAAUCUACUAAGUGCUUUCGUCCUUCAAGCCUUUCCUGCUCUUGGACUGCCUCGUCCCACCCCUGCGCCGGCGCCUGGGGCGUGCGGCCAGGGACGGUUCCCGCGGCGCGGCGCUGAGCCCGCGGCGCGUGGAGCAGCACCUCCCCGCCCGACCGUGCGUUACCUCGCCUGGGGGCUUCCAGGCUGUCGGCUUAGCAGCAAACUUGGACUCGCUUCCUACUACACAGAAGUCACAGGCGGUGUUGGAAAGAGCCCGUUAAGCUACCUGGCGGAAGGAUUUGAGCCUUCGGCAGGCAAUCUGUUCUGUACAAGUGUGGGAAGGGUUUGAUGCAUUUUUGCCCCAAGCUUGCUCAGAAAAGCUGGCUAAGUCUUGCUUUUACUCAGAGCUCUCCUUGGGGCAGCCCAAUCGCCUUAGCCGUAGCUGCGUGCAGGUAAGUUGAAGCAUGUAAGUGGUGCAAGUUAGAGCCGGGUUUGCCAGGCUGCCCGGAGGGCGGCGGAGCCCCGUUAGUUCUUUGCUUUUCCGUUGGGCCGCUCUUGCCGGGCGGGUCUGGCCCGGCACGUCCCGGCGGCGCUGCACGGGUGGGGAGCUCCGCGAACGGUAGCUGUGAUCCCGCUGGAAGCGAGUAGUGGGCAGGAGGAGGACGGGGUGCUGGAGCGCCCGCGCACGUCACCAGCCCUGCGUUUGGGGGGCUGUGGGGGUCUCGUUUGUGCCGUAGCCUUGCUUCGCGAAGGGGAGGGCGUCCCCUUCCCGCACCCUCAGGAACUGGGUCACUUCUAGGGCGGCUGUACAGCUGCUGGGAGCAGUGGGCCCUGGGGCCCCCAAAUUUCAAGCUGAGGAAUGUUAGGCCAGGACUAGUCAGUGAUGUCUCAGGUUUUCUUGUGCUGAAGAACAUCAGCCCCCAGUCAACUUGGUGUGUUUUUGCGCUUCAGCGGCACCUCUGGUCCCGUAGCCGUGCCGGUGGCCGAGCAGGUCGGGUGCCGGACAGCCUGCCCUUCCGUGCGCUGCCGUGGCUCUGUCCCGCUCCCCGCCCUCCAAACGCGGCUUUUCCUCCUAGAGAUAUCAGCCCCCCCCCCCCGAGGCCCCCUCAUUUCCUCCCAGUCACGUACUGCUACUCUGUCGGCGCGCCGGCUUCCCUCCUCCAGCCCUUCAGCGCAGGGCCCUGGGGUAACCCUGGGCAGGCGGAGACACGUCCCUGUCGUGCCCAGCCGGCUGCUCCGGUUAACAAGGAGCUGCAGGGAGCAGCCAGCCUGCUGGCGAGGGGUGGGCUAUACUCAUGAGCUAGAAGUGUUGUUGAAGCAAAAGCUUUGGUUUAUAUAUAUUUUUGUUGGUUUGUGUGUAAAUUUCAAUAAGUUUUCGUCUGAUAUUUGCAAGGGUUUUUUUAUAUAUAUUAUAUAUAUAUAUAUAUAUAUGUGAAAAUAAAGUCAAAAGCUCAAA
This is a messenger RNA of Rhea pennata, 3393 nucleotides long. It is a transcript of the gene MCAM, whose product is annotated as melanoma cell adhesion molecule. The transcript is spliced from 15 exons. Gene Ontology annotation, molecular function: laminin receptor activity. The record is from RefSeq and is a predicted model, not a curated record. Bases 105 to 1952 code for a protein of 615 amino acids. NCBI's taxonomy places the organism in Eukaryota, Metazoa, Chordata, Aves, Rheiformes, Rheidae. Gene Ontology annotation, cellular component: plasma membrane.